AUGCCUCCCACGACCCUCGGCACCACCACUCUCUCCAACUCCGACGCCGCCGCUCUGUCCAUGCGAACCACAAACUCCCACGGCACCCAUGCCAUCCGCAUCAAGACGAUCGGCAGCGAUCUCAAAUCCGGCUUUCCCUACCCCGACGCCUUGUUCGACCUGCACGUGCAUCCCGAGAAGUGGGCCGCGUUCACGCAGCAGGUCAUCGAUGCCACAAAGCUCAGCGCGAGCGAUCAGGGGAGACUAUGGGCUUCUGCUGCGGCUGUUGCAUUGACCGGGAUGCUUGGGACGUCGGUUCUAGUCGGCAGGACCCUCAACCGCUCGCUGCAAGAGAAGAAAGUCAAAGCCGGCCUGCUGGACAUGUCCGACGGCGGACUGGGGGAGGCGCUACAGCUGUGGAACGACGAGUACUUCAGGCCGCGCGGAUUGUAUGUGCACCUGGAGCUUAGCGAGUCGGCGAUGAAGCACCCGGAUCAGAAGAGCACUACGUUGCGGAAAGGGGUGUUGCUAUAUUCCAGCAGGGAGGAUCGGGACCGGAAGCGGGAGGAGAGGAAGUUUGUCAUUGUCGUCACGAAGUUGGACGAGGAUGGGAAGCCGAGGGAGGCGUUGAGGGAGUUGGAGCUAGCGGAGCAAGAAAAGGAGGACGGUAGCGAUGAGGAGCUGGUCGAAAGACGCCAAGAGCUCGACGCAUCUGGUCUGGUGGAAAUCGGGAGCAGUGAUGUACUUGAAAAUCCACACGCGGCAGAACUUCCUGGAGAUACUGUUCUACCGCCCGUGGAGUUGGCCGCCAACGAGCCGUGGUUGAUCGACAAGGCCCCCUUACCACCAAGCGACUACGUGGAGGUGGAAGGCGACAACACCUUCCUGCUCGAAAAGACGCACCUGCGGGAUGACGAUGCAUCCAAUGCGUACGAAGAACGCAUCAUAAAUUCGCAUCACGUCGUCAGAGGCGAGGAUUUGGAGCCGGAGGCGCGUCUUAAUGCACAGCGACAGAAUGAAGCGCCACCGGCUCCGCGGAUGGCAGAACAAGAGCACGUUACAUAA
Messenger RNA from Neohortaea acidophila, 1044 nucleotides. RefSeq lists its product as uncharacterized. Bases 1 to 1044 code for a protein of 347 amino acids. The transcript has 2 exons. The record is from RefSeq and is a predicted model, not a curated record. NCBI's taxonomy places the organism in Eukaryota, Fungi, Ascomycota, Dothideomycetes, Mycosphaerellales, Teratosphaeriaceae.